Toxoplasma gondii ME49 is the source of this 869-nucleotide messenger RNA. RefSeq lists its product as hypothetical. Bases 60 to 695 code for a protein of 211 amino acids. The record is from RefSeq and is a predicted model, not a curated record. Lineage: Eukaryota; Apicomplexa; Conoidasida; Eucoccidiorida; Sarcocystidae. The transcript has 10 exons.
AUUACUUUGCACAGGUUCUCGACCACGAUUGCUACAUUUGUCGUCCUCCGCAUUACAGGAUGAGGAACGCUGUUGCUUCAACUCUUAUGUUGCUAGCCGCUGUCGGCGCCCCUGCUGCUGCUCAAAUGCCGGUAUCGCCACCAGCGAUGCAGGCAGCACCUGUUCCAGCCAGCGCUGCCGUUGCGAACCAAGCCGUUAACCCCAGUAAUCCACUGAAGAAUGCAGCAGCGGAACGCCUUGAGUCUUUGACAAAAGGCCUCGCGGAUGCCAUACAGGCGAACCCGUUUUUCCAGCUUACGGGUCUGUCGAUGCAAAUUAGAGAACUUGCUCUCACGAACCCCGAUGCUAUAAAGGGAGCAGGCGUGUAUGUAGUGAAUGCACCUAAGCCCUCUGCUGAAAUGCAGAAAAUGACGCAGUUGUUUUCCAACCAGGGCAUCGAGGACAUUUUGCAAGGUGUAGAUAGUCCCGCAGUUAAGAUGCAAAGAAAAGAGGAGGAGGAUGCAAAACUGGACUACGACAAGCUUAUGGAACCUGAAAAUCAGUCGGAUCUUCAAAAAGCACUUCCGCCACAGGAAAGGCUGCGAUAUGAUCAACAAAGGAUAGGGCAGAUCAAGAAUCAGCUUUCAGUAUACAAGAAAAACGUUGAGAAAGCGAAAAAACUAAUCAGAAAAAAGGCAGAGGCACGUGAGCAGUAGCUUGCUCUUUCCACAUACCGUGCAGUUCCGCGAUCAGUGUCCCACUCUCGGAAUGGCGACAUGUGACCGCAUUUUUAAAUUCAUUCUCGGGAAGGGGCGAGGGAUGGCGAUCACGAACUCGGAUUGAUUUUCAUCUUCCUGAUUCGCAACGUUCUUAGCCGGUUUAUUGAAAAG